Rhododendron vialii is the source of this 1438-nucleotide messenger RNA. Its product is annotated as protein phosphatase 2C 57. Gene Ontology annotation, molecular function: cation binding; protein serine/threonine phosphatase activity. Gene Ontology annotation, biological process: protein dephosphorylation. The transcript is spliced from 11 exons. The coding region runs from base 121 to 1302 and encodes 393 amino acids. Lineage: Eukaryota; Viridiplantae; Streptophyta; Magnoliopsida; Ericales; Ericaceae. The record is from RefSeq and is a predicted model, not a curated record.
CACUCUCUUCUCUCUCCUAUCCACCACAAAGAAAACACAUUCCAAAUCCAAACCCCUUCUCUCUCUCUCUCUCUCUCUCUCUCUCUACCCACUUCUUCCCCUGAGGACUCAGCAGUAUCAAUGGCGUUAUCGAGCCCCCCAUUACAAAGAUCAUUCCUCUUGAACAGGAUCAUCGACGUCUCCAGCUCCGCCCACAGGUCCUCCAAGAAGAACGCCGCUCCGGUCAAGGGAAGGGGAGGCAGCAGGUGCUGCUCCGCGAUUGCAAUCGACGCGCCGUCGACUGCUUCUGCCGGCGCAGCGGGCGUUCGAUGGGGCUCGGUCAAGUUGCAGGGCGCCCGCGAGGAGAUGGAAGACGACGCCGUCGUUGUUCGGUCCGAUGACCUCGACGGUUUCUCUUACGCCGCGGUUUUUGAUGGGCACGCGGGGUUCUCUUCCGUCAAGUUUCUAAGGGAGGAGCUUUACAAAGAGUGUGUCACAACUUUACAAAGUGGGUUGCUGUUAAGUGGAAAGGACUUAAACAACACUAGUAAGGCAUUACAAGAGGCUUUUGAAAAAGCCGAUGCAAAAUUGUUACGUUGGCUUGACGAGAGUAGAGAGGAGGUCGAAUCUGGCUCAACAGCUACUGUUUUGUUCAUCGGCAAUGAGAGAAUAUUCGUUGCACAUGUUGGUGACUCAUGUGUGGUUCUAUCACGUUCUGGAAAAGCAGAGGUCUUAACAAAUCCUCAUCGACCCUAUGGAAGAAAUAGGGUUUCUCUCCAGGAAAUCAAGCGGAUUACAGAAGCAGGUGGAUGGAUUGUCGAUGGGAGAAUUUGUGGAGACAUCUCAGUUUCCCGUGCUUUUGGUGACAUGCGUUUUAAGACAAAGAAGAAAGAGAUGCUGGAGAAGGGGCUUGAAGAAGGAAGAUGGUCGCCAAAGUUUAUUUCUCGAGUACAAUUCACUGGAGACCUGGUUACGGCAACUCCUGAUAUUUAUCAAGUAACUCUUGGCUCAGAUGCAGAGUUCAUAUUACUAGCAUCUGAUGGCUUGUGGGAUUACAUGAACAGCUCCGAAGCAGUUAAUUUUGUUAGGGAUCAGCUUCGGAAACAUGGGGAUGUUCAGUUAGCAUGUGAGGCCCUUGGACGAGCAGCUCUGGACCGACGCUCACAAGAUAAUGUCAGCAUUGUCAUUGCUGAUUUGGGGCGGACAGACUGGCAAAGCUUGCCUCUGCAGCAAGAAAGUUUUGUUUAUGAAAUGGGUCAAGCUUUUGCUACAAUUGUUAUGGUGUCAUUAGGAAUAUGGAUGUCAUCUCAGUUCUCUUUAUGAGCUCAACCUUGCUGACAUUGUAUAUUGGUCCUCGGAUUCUAUUUGGUGUGUAUAUACGCGUUUCUCUUGUAUAUAUGAAUGUAUCACAUCUUAUUGCUAUUAAAAGUUAGUCCUAUCAUUUUCCUUCACUAACAAA